AUGGCGAAGUUCUUCAGCGGCGUCUUCAACUACGUCUUCAACGAGUUGUUGGUGGACACGCUCGCCAACAGCCGCGCGUUCCAGAGGUUCGCCGUGCGCACCGACAAGGCGCUGAGGGAGGCGCAGGCGAGCGGCAAGCUCACGGACGUGGCGAAAGCCCCUGGCGAGGCGGCGAAGACCGCGACGGAGUACGGGAGGGCGGUGUGGGACGAGCUCACGCGGCAGGCGGCGGAGAUGGAGCGGAACGCGAAGCAAAAGGCUGGAGGGGGCAAGUGA
Micromonas commoda is the source of this 276-nucleotide messenger RNA. RefSeq lists its product with no specific name. The transcript has a single exon. NCBI's taxonomy places the organism in Eukaryota, Viridiplantae, Chlorophyta, Mamiellophyceae, Mamiellales, Mamiellaceae. Bases 1 to 276 code for a protein of 91 amino acids. The record is from RefSeq and is a predicted model, not a curated record.